AUGGCGCCGCUCGCCGGAGCCGCCGUGGCCUCCUGCAUGAUCCUGCUCCUCCUGCUCGUCCCCUGCGCCCAGGGACAGGGGCAACCACCCGAGGCGUCGGAGGAAGCUUGGGCCGAGGGGCAACCACCGGAGGCGUCGGAAGACGCUCUGACGACGCUCUUAUCCGAGGGCGGGUGCGGCGCCUUCGCCGCCCUCGUCGCCGCGACGGCCGGAGUGGGCGACGCGUUCCGCGAGCAGAUCGCCGGCGACCUGGGGCUCACGCUCCUCUGCCCUGAUGACGAUGCGGUGCGGGCGUUCAUCCCGAGGUUCCAUAGCCUCACCGUCGAGGAGCAGGUCGCGGCCCUCCUGUACCACGGCCUGACGAUGGCCUACUCCGAGGAGCAGCUCAGCUGGGUCCACUGGAAGGUGUCGACGCUUGAUGGGGAGCAGAUGCUCACCGUCUGUCACCACAGAGGCAGGGUGAUACUUUCUUCGUGGCCGCCGUCGUCACGAAACGAGGCCCGGAUCACCAAGACUGUCGUCGGCGACGACCAUCUCGCCGUGUACCUCAUCGACGCCGUGCUGAUUCCGGCAGAUCCCAAGCCUCAAAUGUCGUUCUGGGGCGUUUUGGCAGUUAUCGUCGUCCUUCUAGUACUUCUUGUCGUCGGGAUCGCGGCGAUAGUCCUGCUGUGUCAUGCACUUGUAUAUCUUUGUUCUCUUCUGCCCCGGCUGGGAAGAUGGUGUAAGGGUCGUGUUGCUGCCUACGCUUCGGCCGCCCGUGUCACUCCACAUGCGCAAGGGCAACAAGAACACUAG
Molecule: messenger RNA, 795 nt
Organism: Triticum turgidum subsp. durum (durum wheat)
Lineage: Eukaryota; Viridiplantae; Streptophyta; Magnoliopsida; Poales; Poaceae
Source: the annotation of a GenBank genome assembly